Molecule: messenger RNA, 714 nt
Organism: Aspergillus fumigatus Af293
Lineage: Eukaryota; Fungi; Ascomycota; Eurotiomycetes; Eurotiales; Aspergillaceae
Source: RefSeq, a predicted model, not a curated record
AUGCCUCCUUCUGCCGCACUUAGUGAUGGUGUCAAACGUCCUCGGGUGAAUUGGUGCGCCGCGAGGGCUAGCCCUAACCCUAACCUCAACACGAUUGGUGUGCUCGACAACAUCACGACAACGCGCAAUCAGCAGCCAUGGCCCCCGUCCCAUUCUGCAUUACAGUCGCGUUUACUCCAAGACCUACAAGGUCCCUCGUCGUCUGACUCGGAACUGAAGAUUGUCGGCGAGUACGGCCUGCGCAACAAGCGUGAGGUGUGGCGUGUCCAGCUCACCCUUUCCAAGAUCCGUCGUGCUGCUCGUGAGCUUCUCACCCUCGAUGAGAAGGACCCCAAGCGUCUUUUCGAAGGUAACGCUUUGAUUCGUCGUCUGGUCCGCAUUGGUGUGCUCGAUGAGUCCCGCAUGAAGCUCGAUUACGUCCUGGCCCUCCGUGUCGAGGACUUCCUGGAGCGUCGUCUGCAGACCUGUGUCUAUAAGCUCGGACUUGCCAAGUCCAUUCACCACGCUCGUGUCCUGAUCAAGCAGCGUCACAUCCGUGUCGGCAAGCAGAUCGUCAACGUGCCUUCCUACAUGGUUCGCCUUGACUCUCAGAAGCACAUCGACUUCGCUCUCACUUCCCCCUACGGUGGUGGCCGCCCUGGCCGUGUCCAGCGCAAGAAGGCCGCUGCCGCUGCUGGUGGUGACGGUGAGGAGGCUGAGGAGGACGAGGAGUAA